Candida albicans SC5314 is the source of this 1038-nucleotide messenger RNA. RefSeq lists its product as uncharacterized. Gene Ontology annotation, cellular component: fungal-type vacuole membrane. The coding region runs from base 1 to 1038 and encodes 345 amino acids. The record is from RefSeq and is a predicted model, not a curated record. The transcript has a single exon. Gene Ontology annotation, biological process: basic amino acid transmembrane export from vacuole. NCBI's taxonomy places the organism in Eukaryota, Fungi, Ascomycota, Pichiomycetes, Serinales, Debaryomycetaceae.
AUGCUGUCAAUAGUUUACAAUAUGCUUACAACGGCAGGUUCUCCUAUCACCACCAUACAACCAUCAACAUGGAGGACACAAAUCAGUGGAGUUAUGGGUUCAACAUCAUUAGCAUGUUGGAUAGUUUUAUUAAUGCCCCAAUUAAUCGAACAAUGGAGAUUAAAAUCAGCUGAAGGAAUAGCUAUUGGGUUUAUUACUAUUUGGUUUAUGGGAGAUAUUUUCAAUUUAAUUGGAGCAUUGUGGGCAAAAUUAUUACCCGAAGUGAUUUUUUUAGCCGUUUGGUUUUGUAUUGCUGAUUUUUUAAUGAUAUUUUCUUAUGUUUAUUAUACCAAGAUAUAUCCUAAACAUCAUCAUCAACAUCACCACCACGAGCAUGGGCAAGGAGAUAAUGAAGAAAACCACCACCACCACCAUCAUCAUCACCAUAAUAAGAGAAAAAGUAGAGGAAAUGAUAAUGAAUCUAGUCCAUUAUUAAAUACUACUAGAAGUAGAAGUAGUAGUACUGGCCAUGGAGAUAGUACUCACAAAAGAACAAGAAGAAGAAGUAGUACAUUAACUGAUAUUGCUUUAGAACCAGAAUAUCAUUCAAUUUUUAUUAAAUAUAUUUUACCAAUUUUAUUUGUUAUUGGAUGUGGAACAUUAGGAUUUUUCAUCAGUGGUACUUCAGGUGAAAACAACUCCCCCGAUGAUAACACUCCACCUUCUCCUCCUCCUAGUGAUGAUAUUAUUGCUAUUGGACCACAAGUUAUGGGGUAUUGCAGUGCCUUAUUAUAUUUGGGUGCAAGAAUUCCCCAAAUUAUUCAAAAUCAUCAACGUAAAAGUGUUCAUGGAUUAAGUUUAUUAUUUUUCCUUUUUUCAACAUUAGGUAAUUUAACUUAUGCUGGACAAAUUUUAUUUUAUCGUAAUGAUUCUCAAUAUAUUUUAUUAAAUUUAAGUUGGUUAUUAGGUUCAUUAGGAACAAUUUUUGAAGAUUCAUUGAUUUUCUUACAAUUUUAUAUGUAUCGUGAUAAUAACAAGGACGAAGCAACUGUUGAAUAA